AUAUUAAAUUAGUCUCAUUUCCCUCGUGCUUCUCAUUGAAUGGACUUUAUAUUUCUGUAUCUAUCCGUGCAAAUAGAGAUAAAAGAUAGAUACACACAUUUAAUAUGUAUACAUAUACUCAUCUUUUGUAGUGUUUAUAGUUCCAUUAAAUAUCCAUCUCUCCAAAAAAAAAAAAAAAGAAAAAAAAAAAAGUCCCAUGGCUAAAUCAGUUGAUUAUUUGGCCAUGGAAAAUGGAUCAUACAUUCCUCCUCGCCCUAAACACCCUAAUUUUCAGCGCACAAGAAGCUUUCGCGAAAUUCAAGGAAUUAUAUCGAAGAUGAACCCAGAGGUAGUAAAGAGUGUGAUUCAAAAUGGGUCUUCUUCUACAAACAACAAAUCAUUCGUUUCUGACUUCCCUCUUUGUGAUUACACACUUAGGCUGAGUUGUGGUGGGGAUGAAAAGAAUGGUGUAAAAUAUAGUACUUCUCCCCUCACCAUUUUCUACAAUGGAACUGUUUCUGUUUUUCAUGUCUCCCCUCAAAAGGCUGAGGAUAUUCUGAAAUUUGGUGAGCAAGCAAUUCAUAAUUCGGAAAUCAAUUCGCAUGGCCAACAAUAUCAAUAUCUCACCCAAUCUCUCAACGAUUUACCCAUUACUAGGAGAAUAUCUCUGCAGAGGUUUCUGGAGAAGCGGAGAGAAAGGCUGAUUAUGUUGUCCCCUUAUUACUUUCCCACCAACAAUUCCAAUUUCAAUUCCUCACGCAAAAGAUAGCAGAAGAAAAGUCACGUGUUAUUAUCUUCAACCGAUAAAAUCGCAGGUGGAAAGAAUCAAUGGUGGUUGAGAUUUUGCAAAAAAUAUAAAAGCACGUUUUCUUAAUUGUUCUGUUUGGGUCAAAGCUGUGAGUGAUGUCUGGUGCAGUUUCACAUUUUAGUCAUGUGCAUAGUGAGGGGGGAUCUUAUCACUAUAAUUUUUUUAUUCUAUGUGGUAAUAUAUAGUAUUUUUUUAAUUAAUUGUAUCUUGAUUCUUGACUUAUUUGUUUAUGCUUUUUGUUUAUGUAUUAGACACAGCCGCGGGGCGGGUUCGAGU
Molecule: messenger RNA, 1063 nt
Organism: Erythranthe guttata (spotted monkey flower)
Lineage: Eukaryota; Viridiplantae; Streptophyta; Magnoliopsida; Lamiales; Phrymaceae
Source: RefSeq, a predicted model, not a curated record